AUGACUUUGGUGAUUGAAGACCGCAUGAAUACCAUUUUCAGACAUACAAUCCAGCUUUCGUCCCGAGCCAAGUUAGAAAAAAUUCGCAACUUUGCCCUUCUGGAUGCUUUGCGACAAAGCGAAUUAUACGAGCAUCAAAUUGUAAGUCAAACAAAGAAAUCAAUAGCCACGUCUGAGUAUAUCAACAAGUGCCCAAAGUGUAGGGAAGGUGAGAAAGAGAUAGAGACGAUGAAGAAGCAGGUCGUUUCAAAUCAGCACACAUUUGCAAUUCUCCGAGCAAAUUUGUUAGUUCUCCUGGAAGAGUUUACCAGGUGUGUGGAAGGUGUUUCAUUCCGAGAAGAAGAUUGGGAGGUAGAGCUCAAUGAGCUGAAGAAAACUCAGAGAAAAAUUCUUGAUCAUCAAGACACCAUCGAUCUGGUAUUGAAGACCAAGAACUUAGCACAAAGGAUCAUCAAAGAAAGGCUGGAGAGAUCUCCUAUAAACAAGACUGGAUUGUCUGGUGGGGAAACGUCAUCGACGCAGAAGGAGCUUCGAAGAUUGGAAUCAAGUCUUUUCAUCAUGCAAGAACAGAAGCUAUCAAUUGAGAGAGGAAUUGUUGAAGUAGAACACGAGUUGCUUGAGGCAAAAAUAUCCUUAUUAGAAGCUCAGAACAAUUUGAGAGACAAUAGGGUUCAGCACAGCUUGUACCAAAAACGGAUGUCUGAAUUACAGCUUAAAGCAGAGCAAGAUGCAAUCAAAUUUCAGAACAAGGAACUUGAAAUAUCCAACCUGAAGAAAUAUCAGUCUGAUCUCGAAGAAAUUCUAAAUCAAAUACCGUUGGGAUCUGCUUCCCCAGAUACAGAAAGACUUCAAAAGAGACUCAACUUGAACGAACGAAAGUUGAAGGAUGCAAGAAUAGAGAUCGAACGAUUGGAAGAAUCGCGUGAGAUCUAUGAGGAACAAUCAAGGCUUAAAUUUGAGGGAAUGGCUGCCACAGUAGCUGUCCUACAUGACGAGCUGAACCAUCUCUCUUCCAAGUUUAUGGAUUGUGAACGAUCGCUUUCACAAGAAUCACACAGGAGGAGACAGUUAGAAGUCUUGUAUGCUGGCUCUCAAGCCUGCCAGAAAAACCUUUUGAGGGGUUCUCGUGACGUGAAUGACAGAAACUCAACUUCGAUUAUUGCGUCAACAGAAAUAUUGAGAGAUCGCAGUAGAGUCAGUCCGCAGCGACAAGAGCGAAUCAAUGACAUAGGCUCUGUCCAGAAACAAUUGAACAAUUGUUGGCAUGAAGAGAUUGUGCAGUCACGUGUGCAAAGGGAAGGUAUGUGGAAGCGAAUCAAUGAUUCAUUGUAUUCUAACGAAAACAUGCAUUUAUAUGCGAGUGACACUGAAAGCAAUCUCAGCCUUCCGAGCACUUACGAUAUAAGCAGCACGAACAUUUACGUGCCUGAUUCCAGAAACUUUCAAGGGGCAACGAAAGAAGUGCAAGUGCACAGUGCGAGUCCGACAGCAUUAGCUGAACAAAUUGAAUUUUUCCCUCCCCAGGGCCAACAAGGGACUAUGAUGCACUACUUACAGGCUAGGGGCAGAGAAUCCUGA
Molecule: messenger RNA, 1578 nt
Organism: Guillardia theta CCMP2712
Lineage: Eukaryota; Cryptophyceae; Pyrenomonadales; Geminigeraceae
Exons: 1
Coding region: 1-1578 (525 amino acids)
Source: RefSeq, a predicted model, not a curated record